Molecule: messenger RNA, 3555 nt
Organism: Mytilus californianus (California mussel)
Lineage: Eukaryota; Metazoa; Mollusca; Bivalvia; Mytilida; Mytilidae
Exons: 2
Coding region: 508-1818 (436 amino acids)
Source: RefSeq, a predicted model, not a curated record
CUUGGCCGACCAAGUAAAACCCAUCGUGCAGGUAGACAAAGGAAUUAUGGGAUAUUGGAUACACGCAGAUUUUGUUAGUCUGUUGACAAUUAUUUUGCUCAGUCUGAUUAAGAUAAAAGUAUAAGAAUUUCACGAACUGCAAACAAAUAAAUAGAUUAUGGCUGGCGCCUCGAAUAUACAGUGGUGUGAACCAUGUGGUAGAGAUGGGGAAAACCAACAAGCACAUUCCUGGUGUAGUGACUGUUCUGAACCAUUAUACGGAGAAUGUCUAAAGUUCCAUCGAAAAGGGAAAACAACAUCGAAUCACAAAACAAUCCCGAUUCUUGAAGCGGAAAAGUUGGAUUUUCGGUUUUAAAUAUUUCAGAAACCUGUCAUAUUCAUGAUGACCAGAACAUUUCUUUUUUUUGCCUACAACAUGAUACAAUCUGCUGCGCUUUUUGUUUACGGGAAUCGCAUAACGCGUGUAAAGAUGUAGAGUCAAUAGAAAAUGCGUCGAAAGGCGUGAAAAUGGGAACAGCGAUUGAUGAUUUACAACAUCGAAUGUCAGAAUUUUCGCUUAUGAUAGGUAAGAUACUCAAUGUAUACGAGAAUAAUUUGAGUUCAAUAUCUGACCAGAGAGACGAAUAUAAAGAAAAAAUAAGAAAUGUUCGAAAAGAACUUAACACAUACUUGGAUGAGCUGGAACAGGAAAUCGAUACAAAAUUUGAUACCUGUAAUGAAGAAUGCAAGGGCGAAAUAAAAAAGCACAUUAAAGAUCUGACCGCAAGAAAAAACAAGUCGGAAUCCUGGCAAACUGCCAUAGAAACGUUAACAGAACAUACUUCCGAAACAAGAAUCUUUGCAGCAAUCAAAACCAUAGACCUUUUACAAGUCGAAGAAGAAAUGUUCUUGUCAAAGUUUCAAGAAGGUUUGGUAGAAUAUAACCUGCGCUCGUCCCCGUUUGAAUUUAUAGAAAAGAUUAAACCAAUCUUAGCUACACUAUCCAAAUUAAAAGUGGAGAAGAUCAAAACUACAGUUCAACACCCACUGAAUGUCCAACAAGUUCACGCCUAUAAAGUUCAACAAGGAAAACACCAACUUCUUCAAAAUAUUAGGUGUUCUCAGUUGGAAAUGAAAGUGUUGAACAAAGCUUCUUUUACUAUGAAUAAUCAGAUUGUUUUUAAUGGUUCUCCGUUUCGUGUUUAUGACAUUACUAGCUCCAAUGUCCACACAAUAAAUGUAGGUUAUAGCUCAUCAGACGUAACUUGUAAUGUGACAAAUGAUGUGUAUGCAUCUUUUCCACCUAUAGGUGUUUACAAUAUUGACAUUAAGAACUUAAAAGAAGGGCCUCGUAUAAACAAGGAAACUUCUACAGAAAAUGCUUAUAGACGGGUCAAGGUGAAUAAUGCAUUAAUUUAUUCAAAUGUCGAAAACGCUAUCGUACUUUUAAGUCAAGAUGGAACUGUUGUCAAGACUUUGCAAUGUAAAAUUACUCUUUUAUUUAUAUGCGUUGAUAACCGCGGUGGAAUGUUCAUUUCUGAUGGCAAAUCAAUUAUACAUAUGACAGAAACUGGUUCACACAAAGAAAUUCCCACCAACAUGAAAAGUGACCAUGAGAUCAGAGGACUAGACGUUUCUGAACAAGGACAGUUAUAUGCAUGCAUUUGCCACAACGAAAAAGGAUCAGUUGUGCAAAUAAACACGACUACAGGAUACAGGGAACCAGUUUUAGAAAAUCUUGUAACCCCACGUCACAUCUCUUUUCAUCCAACCAAGAAUAUUUUUCUCAUUAUUACUGAUAAAAGCAAAGAAUGUUCAGUUUAUCAAAUCAGAAAUUAACAUGAACUUAAAUUUGUUGUUUUAGCGUAAAACCUAUAACAGUCUGUUUGUUAUGUCAAUUGAAUUGUAUCCAAUUUAUUGAAUCGCAAAUUGCAACAAAGAAAUUAUUUUCAUUCUACUAAAACAUUUGAUUGAUUACUUGUUGUUAGUCUAACAUACAUUGACAUUUCAUUAGUUAUCAUUCAUAUCAGUGCAAAUGUACAAUACAUAAACAGGUUCUGCAAUUGAUCAAACAGGGGUUACGGGCUGGAAACUUCGACAGCAAUAGCUAAAUGAGAGUAUAUCAGAAUUUAAUAAUCAUUUUACGACGCGAAAAGUUAUCUGAUAACAAACAAGACCCCUAUAGCCAUGAUAGCUUACUUAGGGAAAAGAUAUCAACUAUAUAUAAUGAAAAAUACAUUCACCGACAUUAUUCAUUAUUCUGUUUUGCAUUUAUUUCCAGCAGUAAACAUCUAUUUUAGCUGCAUCUGAUGUAUUAGAAUUAGUGUCGCUGCAAUGUUUCUCCCGACAGAAAAAUCAACUUUGAAACUUAAACCAGAGAGUUAACAAACCAUAUAAGAAUAAGCGCUACAGAUUAGAGGGAUGUCUUUUAAAAAAAAAAUGUUUUUUUAUGAAUCUCCAUGUAACAUGCAUGGUGUUAUAUAAAUAUCCCCACCUUAAAUUUUGAGAGAUUGAGUCUUGAUUUUUUAUUUAUGUUUGUGUCUCUUGGCCUUAGAAGGGUGAAAUAGGCGAACAACCUAGUCAUUUUAAUCAUUGCAAGACCUCGAGACCUUCGGUUUAGUUUGUACAUAUGUAACUUAUCUAAAUUCAAUACCAUUCUACAAGUUGUUGACAUACAAUUUGAUCAUCAAGGGUAAUAUACGAAUUCCAAGUUUUUCACUUCUCCGAAAGUGUUAUCAUACGAAACCUCAAAUUUGAAAAAAAAAUUGAACAUGUUUUAUAUUUUUGAAUAGGUAAGUUUUACUCUAAAAGAAGCGAAUGUGAACUUUGUUUUUAAAAAGAAAAUCCUCCAAAUGAUCAAAAUCGUCAUAAAUGUACCGAUGUUUAAUUAUUGGCUUCCAAGACACUAAUUCGCCGAUGUUUUCCCGUAUGCAGUGACGUAUCAACGAGACCUGUCGUUUUAACUUCGGCCACCGCACUGCGCAAGUGCGAGGGGAAAACUGUCAUGAAAGAAUGUAAACACAUGUGCUUUUGAAGGUAAAUAGAAAUAUCAGAUUCUUAAGGAACAAAUUUAAUACAACAAAUCAUUAAACAACUCUUAAGGAAUAGCUUGAUUAACAAAUGGGAAUACAUGGGAAAUAUAACAACAAAUGUCAUGGCUCUUUCUUUUCAUUUAUCUGUCAUGCUUUCCACGUGCACUUUUUUUUUUAAUGUUUAUCAAUGUCAGGAUCCAGUAAACUUCGGCACUAAACUCGAAAAUUAAUCAGCUUGCAAUCAACAACAACUGAAUGAAAUAGUAUUUGUCAAUAGUAGAUUAUAGAUGUUUAAUAAAUAUAAAACAAACGUGCAUGCAAGACUUUUAGUUAAGUUUAGUAUAUAUUGAUGCAUUGGUUAUAAUUUCGACAAACUCAAAAUUUCUAGAAACUCAUUUCAUAUGACUUUAAGGAAAAACAAAUAUAAAGGAAUAAAAGAUUACAUUUUGUGUCGUUGGGUUGCUAUCUAAUUUAUGAUACCUAAUACAUGCACUUGUAUUCAUAAAAAAAAGAUGUUUGCAUUAAAAUCUAAUCAUCAUGAUCA